Molecule: messenger RNA, 504 nt
Organism: Parnassius mnemosyne (clouded apollo)
Lineage: Eukaryota; Metazoa; Arthropoda; Insecta; Lepidoptera; Papilionidae
Source: the annotation of a GenBank genome assembly
AUGAUUGUGCAUAACUUUACGUUGACGGAACUCACAAAUGAUGUUUCCUUGCUUCGCCUCAAUGAACCUGUGAACUAUUCGUUUGCGGUCAGACCCGUUUGUUUACCAAAGGCCUCAGAAAAUCUGUACAACGGAACACUAGCCACAGUGGCGGGCUGGGGAGCUAAAGCGGAAACAGGGAAUUGGUCCUGUACACUUCUUGAGGCGCAGGUUCCAGUUCUCACAAACGAGGAGUGUCAGAACACGAGCUAUAAUGAGUCGAAGAUAAGGGAUGUUAUGAUGUGUGCUGGAUAUCCAGCAACAGCGCACAAAGAUGCUUGUACUGGAGACAGUGGUGGACCAUUGGUAGCUGAAAAUGAGGAACAUGCGUAUGAACUAAUAGGAAUUGUGUCAUGGGGUUAUGGAUGCGCCAGGAAAGGCUUCCCAGGAGUAUAUACCAGAGUAAACAGAUACAUGGACUGGAUAAGAGACAAUACCGAAGAUGCAUGUUACUGCGCAUACUAA